Aplosporella prunicola CBS 121167 is the source of this 1185-nucleotide messenger RNA. RefSeq lists its product as uncharacterized. Gene Ontology annotation, cellular component: fungal-type vacuole; vacuolar membrane. The transcript has 3 exons. The record is from RefSeq and is a predicted model, not a curated record. The coding region runs from base 158 to 991 and encodes 277 amino acids. Lineage: Eukaryota; Fungi; Ascomycota; Dothideomycetes; Botryosphaeriales; Aplosporellaceae. Gene Ontology annotation, biological process: L-cystine transport. Gene Ontology annotation, molecular function: L-cystine transmembrane transporter activity.
CUCGUGUCGACCCCACGAGCGAAAGUCAGCAGGCCCUCCGACUUCGCGCCGUAGAUUUUGGCGGAGACUUCCCGCCGGAGGGCCGCCCCGCAGGUCCUUUCAAUAACUCCCACCAUUUUCACAACAUCGCCGCUGCCUUGUCGCCUUGCCAUCCACGAUGGCAGAGCCCGAGCUUGUCCUGUUCGCCAGGGCUGUAUCCCGAGUAUUUGGAUGGAUAUACUUCUUCAGCUGGUCCCUGUCGUUUUACCCGCAACCACUGCUCAACUGGCGCCGUCGCUCCACCUAUGGCUUCAGCGUCGACUUCCCCACCCUAAACGUUCUCGGCUUCACAGCGUAUACCAUCCAAACCAGCGCACUCCUCUACUCGCCUACGAUCCGUUCCCAAUAUGCCUACCGCUACCCUGCCGCUCCAGAACCCACCGUCCGCUUCAACGACUUCUUCUUUGCAGCCCACGCCUUCGUCAUAAGUCUCGUCAUCUAUAGUCAGUUUUGGCAUAAGGUCUGGGGCUUCCGGGAUACCAAGCAGCGGAUCAGCAGUGUAUCGCUCGGCGUUUUCUGGGGCUGCGUUCUCGGACUGGUGAUCGUGAUGCUCAUGGCCGGUUUUGGAGGCAAUGGUGGAUAUGACCCUAGUACAUGGGCUUGGAUAGACGUAAUAUAUGCUACAGGCUAUGUCAAACUCCUAGUUACAGUAGUUAAGUACAUACCGCAGGCCUGGAUCAACUACAAGCGAAAGUCAACAGUGGGCUGGAGUAUUGUCCCAAUAUUCUUCGAUCUGACAGGAGGUGUAUUAUCCCUCUUGCAAUUGGUCAUCGAUUCGCUCCUGCAGGGAGACUGGUCUGGCGUCACUGGCAACCCGGCUAAAUUCGGGCUGGGAAACGUGAGCAUCUUCUUCGAUAUCAUUUUCAUGGUACAGCACUUUGUUCUAUAUCGUCACGCAAAAGAUGUCAAAGAGGCGGACGAAGAAGGCGACUACAGCUACAUAGAAGGGUGAAGGCAGUUAUUUAUUUACCCAGUUGCCUGCGUAGAGCAAGAUUCACGGGCGUACCGAGGUCCGAUUUUCGUCCACUAGACGAAGUAUCAGUGUCUACACCAGAAGCAGAGCAAGGCGUUGAGCAACAAUACAUAGAUUUCUAUUUCUUUGCUGCUACCUCAACGGCAGAAGUUCGAAUAACGCGAAAGAUCAGC